AUGCCAGACCGACAAAAGAUUGACAAGGAGAAGUUAAAGGCUAUUGAAAGAAAAUUGCGAAAAAAAGGGACUUAUGGCAGCAAUGAAAUGAGAAAACAUUUGGAAAAGUUAGAAAAAGAAAAUUAUCCUACUAGUGUAAAAAAGGUAAUUCGGGAGGAAAUAGAACGCUAUGAAAUGAUGCCGGAAAAAAAUCACUAUGGUUUAAAAAAUGUGAAAGAAAAAAUUAUUGAAUAUUUAGCUGCUCAACAAAAAUCUAAUAAAUCUUUGGGACAAGUUAUUUGUUUAGUAGGACCACCUGGAGUAGGAAAAACUUCACUGGCUGCUUCUAUUGCUGAAGCAACCGGACGGAAAUUUAUUAGUAUUUCCGUAGGAGGUAUUCGUGAUGUAGCGGAAAUCCAAGGGCAUCGCCGUACUUAUAUUGGGGCUAUGCCAGGUCGAAUUAUUCAGGCUAUGAAAAAGGCCCAAGUGAUUAAUCCGUGCUUUUUAAUUGACGAAAUUGAUAAGUUUUCCUCUGAUUACCGUGGCGAUCCAGCUUAUGCAUUAUUGGAGGUCCUUGACCCAAACCAAAACAAAAACUUCACUGAUAAUUAUCUCGGGGAAGAAGUUCCUUAUAAUCUUUCCGAAGUAAUGUUUAUUUGCACUGCUAAUGAUGAACACGAAUUACCAUUACCUUUACUAGACAGAAUGGAAAUAGUUCGGCUUUCUUCCUACACUGAAAUCGAAAAAUUUCAUAUUGCUAAGGAAUAUUUAAUUCCUGAAAGUUUAAAAAAGCAUAAUUUGAACUCCGGAGAAAUAGUUUUUGAGGAUCAGACUAUUCGGGAUAUAAUAAAAUAUUAUACCCGGGAAUCUGGAGUACGAGAAUUAAACCGGAAAAUUCAAACAAUUGUUCGCAAAUUUAUAGUACAACUUCUGCAAGACCAAAAAGACAAGGUAGUGGUAACUCCUUCUAUUUUGGUUGAUUAUUUGAAAAAAAAGGAUUAUGAGUUUACUUCCAAACAAAAAAAGGUUGUUCAUUAUCCCCGUAAGGAGGGCGAGUUUGAAUCGACAGGAAACCUAGGAGAUAUUAUGAAAGAAUCAGCACGAGUAGCACUUAAUUACAUCAAGGCUAAUCACGAGAAAUUUGGUAUCAAUUCGGAAAUUUUUUCACAAAAUAGUAUUCAUAUUCAUGCGCCAGAAGGAGCAACGCCAAAAGAAGGGCCGAGUGCCGGUAUCGCUUUAACUUCCGCAAUUAUUUCAGCUCUGACUGGUCGCAUUAUUCCUCGUGAUAUAGGUAUGACUGGUGAAAUUACCUUACAUGGUCAUGUCGAAGCAAUUGGUGGCUUAAAAGAAAAAGCCAUUGCGGCUUGCCGGAGUGAUUUAAAAACUAUUAUAAUUCCCAAAGCUAAUGAGAAAAAUAUUGAGGACAUUCCUGAAGAAGUCCGUCGCGAAUUGAAAAUUAUUACCGUUGAAGAGUAUGAGGAAGUUUGA
Molecule: messenger RNA, 1467 nt
Organism: Entrophospora sp. SA101
Lineage: Eukaryota; Fungi; Glomeromycota; Glomeromycetes; Entrophosporales; Entrophosporaceae
Source: the annotation of a GenBank genome assembly